This is a messenger RNA of Macrosteles quadrilineatus (aster leafhopper), 10664 nucleotides long. RefSeq names its product teneurin-a-like. The record is from RefSeq and is a predicted model, not a curated record. The coding region runs from base 252 to 8165 and encodes 2637 amino acids. Gene Ontology annotation, biological process: motor neuron axon guidance. Lineage: Eukaryota; Metazoa; Arthropoda; Insecta; Hemiptera; Cicadellidae. The transcript has 42 exons.
GAGGAGCGACAGUCGUGGUGCCGCUCUCAGUCGUGUGGCAGCGCUAGUGUCCUGCUCCUGCCACUGUCAUGCCAGUUGUGUCUGUGAAUGUCCUUGCUGUAGUGUCCUGGACUGUGUAAUAUCCCUCCGCGAUAAGGAACGUCUAAGUGUGUGCCAUGCGAGGCUCCAGUGCGCGCCGACCCUCCGCUUCCAGUGACUGCGAUCGCGAGUCUGUGUGUUUGUGAGAACUGGCGAGCCUCAGGGUAUCCUCCAUGUACCAGCACCAACCCCAGAACAUGUAUGAUCACCAUACCCAAUACGGCACCCACGGUCAUAACCACGGCCACCAUGGGAGCCAUGACUACAACCAGCCCGAGGAACAAUACACCCCUCCCCUGCCUAGGCGCAACCAAAGGUUGGGCUCGACGCUGUCCUCCACGACGACGGCCGGUGGAGGUGUGCUAGUCUCAGCUCCAUCAGCACCUCCUGCCGUCAUGCCCGUGUUCCCUCUACGACCCAGUGGCUCGGCGCCCCAAUACUCACCUUACUCUCCCUCCCGCUUCCACAUAGACAAGCGAUGUCGCCACCGCUGCUCCUGGAAAUGCUGCAGUAUAGCACUUAUCCUCGUGUCUGUCGUCCUCACCGCUAUGCUCGCCUACUUCGGAGCAGUAAAUUCGAUGAGAUCGAAUUUGGAUCCGAGCAGUUGUAUUCUGGUGGAAGACGCCAAAGUGAUUGCUGCUGAUGACCAAAUGGCUAGAGACUCGACGGCAUCUGUUCAAACACCUACUGAAGAGUCACUAUCGACCAGCACUACGGGAGGAUGGGGGCCGAGCCCCAGCCUGGCUGCUUCCAGUGACCAGAGUCAACAGCAAUAUCCUCAGCUUGAUCUGGAGAUUGACACCUUCAGAGCCCCUCAGAGAACCACAAUCCCCCCCGCCCAGUUCUGGAACAUCCAGUUUAGGAACAAGCAACCAGCCUUCAUCAGAUUCAACAUGAGUCUACCGUGGGGUGCCAACUUUGCUGUCUACGGGAGACGCAACGUCGCCCCUAGUAUCACGCAGUAUGAUUUCUCGGAGUUUGUGAAAGGUGGUAGAGUCGACCACAGGAUAAAAAGAGAGACUGACCUUGAAGACACCGCAGACAAUGACAAGUGGAACAGCAGAUCUCUCUAUCCGGAGGCCCACUUAAUCACCAAGCGAUCAACCAACGGUCAUCUCUUGGUGAACGUCACACUGCUGCAGUAUUUAGACACCGGCCGGUGGUACGUCUCACUGUACAAUGACGACCUGCAGGUCCACGAAGUCAUCUUGACCAUUGAGGAGGCCGAGGGGAUUUCCACAGCUUGUCCCAACGACUGCUCCGGUCAUGGUUCCUGCUACUUGGGCAAGUGUGACUGCAUUGACGGAUUCGAAGGGAUAGACUGUUCCAAAAGUGUGUGUCCAGUUCUGUGCUCCAACCACGGCAAGUACGGUGGAGGGUUGUGCCACUGUGAGGAGGGAUGGAAAGGCGCGGAGUGUGACAUUCCCCUCCACGACUGUCAGGUUGCAGACUGCUCAGGACACGGUCGCUGCAUCAGGGGUUCCUGCGUCUGCCAGCCGGGUUGGAAAGGUCCUGCCUGCAACAUCGAGGACUGUGUGGACCCGUCGUGUUCGGGCCAUGGGUCCUGCGUCAUGGGACGGUGCUACUGCAAAGCUGGCUGGCAGGGAACUAACUGCUCUCAGGUGGACCAAAAGGUGUACCAGUGUCUUCCAGGGUGUUCAGAACAUGGAACAUAUGAUUUGGAGACUGGAGCUUGCAUCUGCGAGGAAUUCUGGACUGGUCCAGAUUGUUCUCAAGCUGUUUGCAGCCUAGACUGUGGCGUGCACGGCCGCUGUGACCAAGGCCAAUGUGUGUGUCUGCCUGGCUGGAGCGGAGAGCGAUGUGACUUGCUACCUUGCGACUCACGCUGUGCAGAACACGGACAAUGCAAGAACGGAACCUGCGUCUGCUCACAGGGCUGGAAUGGCCGACACUGCACUCUACCCGGGUGUGUAAACGCCUGUAACCGCCACGGCAGCUGUGUGCUUGUGGACGGAGAUUACCAGUGCCAAUGCAGUGAUGGCUGGGCAGGUGUGGACUGCAGUGUCAGGCUGGAGAUGGACUGUAAUGACGAGGUUGACAAUGACCAAGAUGGCAUGGUAGACUGUUCAGACAGUGAGUGCUGCUCUCACCCAGCAUGUAAUGAACACAUUAUGUGUCUGGCAUCCAACGAUCCCGUAGAAGUGCUUCUUCGGAAACAACCGCCGUCGGUCACCGCCUCGUUCUAUCAGAGAGUCAAGUUUUUGGUUGAGGAAAACUCUGUUCAAAGCUAUGUCCACCAGGACGAGUACACAGAAAGUCAAUUCUGGAACUCAUUUUCUCCUCGGAGAGUAUCCGUGAUGAGAGGUCAAGUUUUGUCUCCUCAAGGCCUCGGGAUAGUCGGGAUCAGAGUAUCCGUGGAUCGUGAUUCUCGAUUCGGAUUUACCCUUACUAGAGCUGGCGGAUGGUUCGAUGUUCUGGUCAAUGGAGGAGGUGCAGUGACACUUCAGUUCCAGCGGAGCCCCUUCCAGCCUCUCACACGCACCCUGUUUGUCCCCUGGAACCAGAUUGUGGUGCUUCCUCCCAUCACCAUGCAGUUAGGGGACGAUGCGGAUGGAUACAGAGGACCCCCGCACCCUGUGCUCUCCUUAGGCGCCCCAAGUUUGACGUCGGCACUGCACAUGGUUGAGCCUUGUUUGGACCAUGACAAUACUCUUCUGGUACCAGUAGUCCUCUCAACAUGGAUGCCUGAGAAAGUCGGCGGUAUGGCAGGAAAAAGUCUCAUCUUUGCUGAAACUCAGAUGCUGCAAGAAAGUAUCCGUAUCCCUGGAUCAGGGCUCCAUCUAAUGUACCGCAGCAGCCUUGCCUCCGGAUACCUCUCUAGAGUGGUCAUGAGGCUCACUCAUUCCCUCAUUCCUCGGUCCCUCGUCCGAGUGCAUGUUCGAGUGGAGAUCGAGGGAUCCGUGCACAGCAAGACCUACGAAGCAGAUCCCAACCUCACUCACACCUUCGCUUGGAACAAGCGCAAUGUUUAUAAACAGAAGGUUUAUGGAGUGGCCCAGGCAAAGAUAUCGGUUGGCUACGAACACGCAACUUGUCCAAACAUCAUCUGGGAGACACAAACAGCUAUGCUGCAAGGGUUUGAUGUUGACAUUUCUGAUGUUGGGGGUUGGAGUCUGGACAUUCACCAUCAUUAUAACUUCCAUGAAGGUAUUCUGCAGAAGGGAGAUGGUUCCACCUUACAUCUGAAGCAGUUCCCGCGCACAGUGCGUGUGGUGAUGGGCACUGGACUACAGAGGCCUCUUGUGUGUAAGGACUGCGAUGGGCCUGCCAAGGACGCGCGAUUGCUGACCCCGGUAGCUCUCACCUCAGGACCUGAUGGAUCGUUGUAUGUUGGAGACUUCAACCUGGUGCGUCGUCUCACUCCACAAGGAAGUGUGUACACCGUGCUACAACUCAGUGCCACCCAAGUUUCCUACCAGUACUACUUGAGCCUCUCCCCAGCGGACGGUCGUUUGUACAUCUCCGACCCUGAGAGGCAUCAGAUCCUGCGGGUGCUGAACCUGGACUCUGUCCCGGACCCCAGCAUCAACUGGGAGCCGGCUGUAGGGUCCGGGGAAAGAUGUAUCCCGGGAGAUGAGACCAGCUGUGGAGACGAAGGACCUGCAAUCUCAGCCAAACUGGCACAUCCUAAAGGCCUAGCUAUAGCAGCUGACAAGACCAUGUACUUUGCUGAUGGGACCAACAUUAGGUCUGUUGACCCUGAUGGUAUCAUUCACACUCUGAUUGGGCAUCACCGUCAUCUCAACGUGUGGCAACCAAUACCAUGUCUGGGAGCUAUCCCUGCUCAGCAGGCUCAACUGCAGUGGCCUACAGGAUUGUCGUUGAGUCCGUUAGAUGGCAGUCUUCACUUCAUCGAUGAUCGUCUAGUGCUGAAGCUUACAGCUGAUAUGAAGGUCAAGGUUGUAGCUGGCACCCCUCUCCACUGCCACUCGCACAAGGAUGACAAAAAAUCUGAUGGACAUGCUCCUAGAACUGAGAGUCAACAUAAAAAUCAGAACCAAGACGACGACAGUCCAUCCACGCUGGGACAAGUGUUAGCUUUAGCGUUCAGUCCCAACGGACAGCUGUUCAUCGCUGAUAGUGACUCUCGCAAGGUGAAUGCCAUCAGAGUAGUCGAUCCAGCUGGUAGAAUGGCUGACUUUGCUGGUAGAGGACACUUCUUUGACAAAAGGGAAUGUGACUGUGUGGCCAGCAACAGUUCCUCCACUGUCCCAUGUCAGUGUUGGACGGAGGCUAGCAUCACUUCACGUGAGACCCUCAUGUCUACCACUGCUAGGUUCACCUCCAUCUCUGCCAUCGCUGUCUCCCCUGACGGUGUCGUUAAUGUUGCCGACCAGGGUAACCUACACAUCCUUGCUCUGGAACACUACUUGGCCACUCAUGACGAGAAUGGAGAGUUUCGUAUUCCCUACACUCCGACCGGAGAGGAAUACAUCUUCAACAGAUACGGACAACAUAUCACCACCCGGGACAUUACCACGGGGAAGCCGAAAUACACAUUCCUCUACAGCAAAAACACCAGCUUCGGCAAACUAAGCACAGUUACGGACAGCGCUGGCAACAAGAUACUGUUCCUAAGAGACUACAGCAAUGUUGUGAGUGCCAUAGAGAACACUCAAGACCACAAGUGUGAGUUGAACAUCUCGGGUGUCGGGUUCUUGACCAAGUUCUCGGAGAAAGGUCGCUCAGAAGUUGUUCUGGACUAUGACUCCAAUACUGGACUCCUCACUAGCAGGGCUGACCUCAUGGCUGGGGGUGGUUCCACAUACCUGUACCAGUACGACCACCUUGGACGACUGUCAUACGUGGUGCUGCCUACUGGAGAGAGCAUCAACCUGGCCUCUCGUCUAACAGCUGACGACCAGUUGGAGGUACAGGUGUCCUCUCCUGUCCAGGCGUCAGUCAACAUGGAGUCCACAACACAUGUCACCACCUUCAAGAUGGAGGGCCACAGCAACAAGAAAAUGACCAUUAGAGAAGGUCUCGCCGGGUUGUCAGAAGCUCUGAGUCUGCGUAAUGGCUCAUUCGUUCUGCGUCACCACUCAGGCAGCUCAGUGCAGGUGUCUGCGGAGGCACGUCACCCACUGCUGGAGCUGUCACUGCCAGUAGAGGCCGAGAUGUUCAGACUGUGGAGCCGUCAGCUCGGCCAGCGUGGGCCAGUUGCCAACAGUAUGGCCUGGACAUACGCUCUGGUGGGCGACGCAGGCACUAGCCACCAGACUAUACACCGCCAACUAUGGGUGAACAACUCGAGAGUACUAGGUGUGAUGUAUGAGCAGAAGACAGGCAGAGAGACUAUCCUGGACAGUGAGAAGGAACCGCUGUUGGAGGUUAGGUUUGACGGCAACGGACUUCCUCUCUCCUGGCAACCUGGGCAGACAUCACUCCCCGUCAACAUCACUUAUGACAGAUUUAACAGAAUAGAGAGUUGGGCGUGGGGUGUACAGUCGGAACACUACAGUUAUGACAGACAUGGACUGCUGGCAGAAAUCAAGACCAAACAGGAUGGAAGCACUCUAUUCUCCUACAAUGACGGAAACAUGCUCAGUCACAUAACCCUGCCGAGUGGUCGCAAGUUCACACUGCUGUAUGAUGAGCUGGGAGGCCUACGUCACGUAAUGCUGCCGUCUGGAACACGUCACUCGUUUUCAGCACAGCCGUCCAUCGGUUUCAUACGUUACACAUACACUCCCCCAGGGUCCACCCGAGCAUACCUCCAGCACUUCACCCACGGGGGACAUCUCCUACAGACUGUCUAUCCAGGGGAUGGUGCUCGUGUACUGUACAGAUACCACAACUCUGACCAACUGGCUGAGGUUGUUCAUGGCGACGGAGUGACUCAGAUCAAGCAUGUUCCCAACACCAACCUGCCUAGUCAGAUUCUGCACACAGAGAAGGACUUUGAGUAUCGGUGGGACUACCAGUAUAGUGGCGGACUACUGCAGGAGGAGCGACUGGACUACAGUCCCAAGACUGGCCUGAGCAACGCCAAGUUCACCUACCAGUACGAUGACAACUUCCGAGUCAUCUCUGUUCAAGGAAGGAUCGGAGGACAGAGUCUACCUGAGCACGUGGUGCAAUACAAUGCUCGGACAGGGGCUAAACAGCAACUGGGUCAGUUCACGCUGAGUUGGCCCCAAGACAACGAGACUUCCCUGUCUGACGGGACAGCUGUGUUCAGCCGAGUCACCAACUCAUACUUUCAAGUAGCUUCAGUCUCCGUAACCAUCCACACGGUCGAAGUGUUCCGGAUGGAGUUUGCUUACGACUCUAGGAAUCGCGUCAGCCAAACCCGAACUUACACCCGGAACGUAGGUGUCAACAUGUAUACCAACAUCAAGAACUUGACAUACGACCCCGAUGGACAGUUGGCAGCAGUGGAGGCCCAGGAACCUUGGGGAUUCAAGUAUGACAACAAUGGAAACAUGCUACAUCUUACAUACAGGGCAAACACAAUCCCAAUGGAGUACAACGUGAUGGAUCGAAUAGUGAAGCUCGGUGACGGAAUGUACAGAUAUGACAACAGAGGUUUGGUGGUGCAGAACGCAAGAGAGGAGAAAUUCCACUACAAUGCCAAGGGAUUGUUGAUAAGAGCCACCAAGCGAGGGAGGUUUGAUGUACGAUACUACUAUGAUCACUUGGACAGACUCGCCACGAGGAAGGACAACUAUGGAAAUGUCACACAGUUCUUCUACACCAAUCACCAGAGGCCUAACGAGGUUUCCCAGAUCUACAGUCCCCGUGAUGGCAAGUUGAUGACGUUGGUGUAUGACGACAGAGGACACCUGAUCUUUGCCCAAGUUUACCGCCACAAGUACUACAUCGCCACAGACCAGUGUGGUACGCCAGUCAUGGUGUUUAACCAAUAUGGUGAAGGCAUUCGGGAGAUCAUGAGGUCCCCUUACGGCCACAUUGUGUACGACUCCAACCCGUACCUCUACCUUCCUGUGGACUUCUGCGGAGGUCUUUUGGAUCAGGUGACAUCUUUGGUUCACAUGUCCGGAGGGAAGGUUUACGACCCUCUCAUUGGUCAAUGGAUGUCUCCAAUGUGGGAGGACGUACUCAACAGAGUGACCAACCCGAGGCAGCUGCAUCUCUACCGCUUCAACGGCAACGACCCCAUCAACGUCGGUCAGGCGCAGAGACAUCUUGCUGAUGAAGAGAGCUGGUUGUCGCGGCUUGGCUAUGACUUGUCAAGUUUAGCUCCUCAGUUAUCCAAGCAGCAAGGCGUCCCUCAGACUGACAAGUUCAGAGUCACCUCAGGGUUCUACUCUCAACUGAGCCAGAAGAUGAUGACAGGAGGGCUCAGCUCCCUCAGUCACCCAGAGGCUAAGAUGAGACUAGAUCCUCUCAGUCCGGCACUAGCGUCCAGCCGAGCUCAGCCGACCAAGUCUGUCUAUGGCAUGACGUCGCAGCACAUACAGAACUGGCUGCUACAGCCAGGUUCUUCCUCAGAGCCUCCAUUUGGAAGAGGGAUCCUAGUCUCGCGUCAAGCCGGCAACCGGGCGGUCGUCCAUAGUGUUCCUACAGCAAACGCCAUCUACAGAGACGUCAUCACGUCUGUUUUCAACAACACGUUCCUGUUACCGUUCACUCUAGUUGCACACGGGGCGCUGCAAGAUGCGUUCCACUUUGUGAAGGAAGACGCGUGGCGAGCGUCUGAAGACAGAGCACAGCUCAAGCGCUUCGGAUCCCAGUUCAACACGACUUUCCACGAGAAAGACGGUGAAGCUGGAUCUGGGAAGGUUCUUGAUGUGAGAAUACACCGUCCGAACGCAGUGAUAAACCUGCGCUACGGAACCACACUGACGCGGGAACGCCAGAGGCUGCUGCACCAUUGCAAGACAGCAGCCCUGCGCAAGGCGUGGCAUCGAGAACGUGACGCUCUGCGCAACAACGUCCCCGCAGCGUGGGACUGGUCACAACAAGAGGCUGACGAGAUACUGAAGCUGGGAGCAGCAACCGGAUAUGAUGGGGAAUAUAUCCGAGACGUAGACAGAUAUCCAGAACUGGCUGAGGAUCCGUACAACAUUAGGUUUGUCAAGAAGGCCCAAAGUCGGCGAUAGUACACAGGGUAGAGUUUAACAUGGCGCUAGACAAUAGUGGAAGCAAAAUAUGAUUUUAAGGUGCUACGAAUAGUCACAACAAAUUUUUUCGGUUUGUGAACGAAAACGUAACAAUGUUCUUAAGGUUAACUCCUAACAUUUUCGCUUCCACUUUUGAACUACGUACAGAAUGAGUUGUGAUAGUAUUUUUUGACGAUGGUUCUCUUUUCUGAGACUUUGAUGUGAUUUAACUUAUUUAAAUUGAAAAAACAAUUUACUGAUGUAUGACGUCAGAAUCGAGUCGACACUACAUUCCCGAGAACGUUUGAGAUUUUCUCGAAUUUUUAUGAGAUAUUUGUAAAUAGCGAUUAAUUUUAUAUGAGUGCUUGUCCAAUCCACACCAUAAUGUUGUUCUUUGUUACCUUUGUGUAAAUAAAAAGAUAUCUUUUAAUCGUCUAGCCUUAUCUAUAUCUAGAUAUACGAAUGGUACUUAUCGGUCAAAGUAUUUUUCUGAAACAGAAUAAUUUUGUAAGAGUCGUUUCAGCUUGGGGUCCCUCUGAAUGGUGCUGAAGUGUUUUGAUUUCACUGUUGUCUAAAGCCUGUUUAAAGAUAAGUUAGGUGUAUAAGUCUGUAUAUUGAUAACUACGUUAGAACUUUGUAUCAGCCUUUCGUACUUUCAUUAUGGUAUAUGACGCAACAACUGGAAUCGUUUAAAAUCACAACCCUUUGUAAAGAGAAAUGCUGGAGAAACGACGUUACCUCGAAUAAACCGUUUCAAGCUUUUGAAUUCUGAUCAUUACAUUCAUAGAGAGCGUCUAGUGAAUUGUAAAUAUACCAAAAUGUGCGCUACAUUGAAUCCUAAAGUUGUCCUUAAAAUCAAAGUAUAUUUUUAUGAUCAUUAUUGCCUAUUUAAAAUAAGCGUUUUAGAAUAUCAAUUUAUUAGUGAUAAAAUGCCUUUCUGGGCGAGUACGUGUAAUAUAUGCAUGGUAUGUUUCAUGUAAGCUUGACCAAUAUUUUUAUCAGUUGUCGGUGUCCGUAGAGCAUGUACAAUCCGUCUUUGUCAGAAUCUAUAUUCCAGUUGUUGCACAAUAUAUGUUUUCUACUCAAAUUUACUCGAUUCACGAUAUAAGGAAUAUACUCAAAUGACUUUUGAAUGAGCGAGUGAAAGGAAAAUUUAACGUUUUAUACAGAGUGAUGAUUUUUUAGAGCUUAUGUAAAUAAAAGUAUUAAUAUUGUCAGAGAAUUAUGUAAAAAUAGAAUAUUUUGUCAGGCCUAUGUCGAAUGAGUGUGUGAAUCUUCGAGUGUGUAUGGUGUGAAAACGGAAUUAUUUAAGUAAUGUUUCUAUUUAUAUGUAACAAGACUUAGAAUAUAUAAAUAUAUAUAUGUUAUAUGUUUACCUCGUUCCCAAAAUCAUUUAGACUGUUAAAGAGGCUUAGUUUGAGUAGUUUGAUCAAAUUUUCAACUUCCUAAUUUUUAGUUUUUGCUAUUGAUCUCAAAUUUGUUAUUUAUUUAGAACACAUUGCAUUGAAAUAACUUUUUAAAUUGUUUCAUUACAUCACAUGUAUUUACUGAACUUCUUUUAUUUUUUACUUUUUGUAUUAGUGUAUUUGAUAUCCGACUAUUGUUAUUGUAUUAUAUUAUAUUUGUAUAUGUAUUUUAUUGUAAAUGUUUUAGGCUACUGAUUAUCUUGAUUGUGUUACCUAAUUUCCUUUUAGGAUGGUAAAAUUUUAUCUUUUAGUGAUAACUAUUCUUGUUUACGGAUAUUUAGGGUUCAAAUAAUUUUCCAAAAUGUUUUAUCAGUUUCCUAAUUUUGUUUAUGGUAAUAGUUUUGAUUUGAGGUAUCACAAUAAAAGCUGUAUAUGAAGACAUUCAUACAUGCAACUGUGAAUAAUGUUUUGAGACACCGUAAAAUCAGAAAACAGAAGAGAAAUUUGUUAGUUACUAAAACUAAUCUCCUAACAUUGAUUUUACAUUGAAUAUUUUUGUUUGUCUCAAAGUACUGUGUUCCUAAUGAUUCUUCAAAGGUCUGUCAUGAGAUUUCUUUGUCUGUGUACAAUGCACUUUAGUCCUACAAUAGAUGUCAGAUGUUUCCUUCAUUGAUGUUGCUCUCUGAAACUGCAUCCAUUUGUUUUCUCUAAUAAAUGUUUAGUAAAUUUAUUUACUUUCCUCUUCUUGGUGUAUUCAGGAGAAUGAUCAGUACUUCAAUCAUAUAAGAAUCUAUUUAUCAUUGCCAUCUUUUCCAGACUUUACCUAGGGAUUAAAUAUUGUAUGCAUCUUAGUCAGAAGGGAUGUGCAGACUAAGUCAAUAAGUUCUCUAAUGAGACUGAAAUAUUUGUGUAAAAAAAUCUUGAUUUAUUGAGACCUAAUCAAUGGCCAACCAUACUCCUGAACGUUAUUUUUUUAAUAUACCUCUAAAAAGUCUUUGACAACAUUAACUCAACCAACUCAUCUUCUCUACCUCCUGAAACCCGCAACUCGUUUCAAACACUCAAACUACCUUCUUAUUCCCUAACAGGUUUU